AUGGCGGGCGUGGGCGUGGAUCGUAGCCGGACGCGGCGCGAGAGAACAUUUGUGGGCAGUGACUGUGCCGUGUGUGACGAGCCUCUAGAACAUACUCUACGGGGAGAGCGAGUCUUGCAAUUCUCCUGCGCUCAUGUUUCGCACGAGGCCUGUUUCUAUGAGUUCAUUCGUGAGUGCGAGGGCCAGUACUGCCCCGUAUGUGAUGCGCCGCUGGGACUGGACACCAGCCGGGGAGGCAAUGUCCUCGAUCUUGAAAAACUGAGCAACAUCGUCCGCACCGUGACCAGUGACGCAGCAACGCAACGGAGUGGCUAUACCGCUCCUGCGCCGUGGGAUCCGGCCCCCGCUUCCGGACGGCGUCCCAGCGAUGCUGGAAGUCGACCCACUACCAACCGGGAGAGCCGGGAUAUGUACAUCCGCCGAGAUAGCCGGGACACGGGGAGCCAUCGUGAUCGUGUUGAACAUCUUACUCAAGGCUCUCGCCAGCAGCACUCACGGAACGGCAGUGCGGCUGGGUCAUCCGCGGACUACAAUGAUCCACAGCAUUCGGCCAACGUCAGACGACAUGACUACGAUGUACAGGCCAUGGAGUCCGACCUCAGCCCUCGUCCACCGGUCAUGAAGAACCCAAUUCCGGCGCCGACAGUGACCAUACGCAGCGAAUUUCCCACCCUUAACAGGUCCCGUCAGCAGCAGGCGUUGACCUGUCUGAUUACCGUCGAAGUGCCGGAGGGUAGUUGGCGUCCAAGUGACGACGAUUUGCGCCACACAGCGAAUGCCACCCCUCAACCACAGGAGGAGUUAUUGAGCGCGAUGCGGUUCCCCACGGUUCAAGAGCCCCGACAGAUCCCCUUCGAACCGCAAGAGAACCUGGAUGAGCUUGCGGAGCAGUUGCGCAAGAAGGUGGACAAUUGGCAUGGACUGGAAUUUCAACGGUUCGGCAAGCUUCGACUGCAUGGUCAGAUGAGCGUGGGAAAAGACCGGCAAUCCUGGCAGGAGCUGGAAUGCUACUUGUUUGGGGAGAUGCUAAUCUGUGUCAAAGAAAAGAAGAGCAACCAUCAUCGCCCUCAGGAAGAGGAGUCGGCGAAGCCGAAAGCGACGAGGUCAACGCUCAAAGGAUCGAUUCUGAUUAAGAAACACCUGCAAAGCAUGGAGAUCUCUCCUGAUGAUCUCGUCCUGACCUUGAACUUGUCUGUGGCUGAGCUUCCUUGCUUUUACCUUCGCUUCCCGACCCGAAAACAACUUGACAUCUGGCGACGGGCCCUCAUCGAUCUACAUCCAGUAGAUGGCAUGUCCCGAAACGGCGACUUCGACCUGGAUACUUCUGGCGCGGAGGAAGAAGAGUACCGAGCCACUCAGAUCAAACGUCAGGCCUCGCUGAACUCGUCCCACGGAGCGGCCCGUUCCAACAACACGGCCAUUACGGAUUAUACCAAUGCCGGCAUGGACAGCCCACAUCCGUCCUCGUUUCAUAUACCCCUGGAUCUGGUGGUUGUGAUACCGGUCUCUUCCUCUAUGCAAGGGUUGAAGAUUACCCUACUGCGCGAUGCCCUCAAAUUUCUCGUACAGAACCUCGGCCCUCGCGACCGUAUGGGCCUGGUGACGUUUGGUUCCAGUGGAGGAGGAGUGCCUUUAGUUGGCAUGACUACCAAGAGUUGGGGUGGUUGGAGCAAAAUCCUAGACUCUAUCCGGCCAGUUGGCCAAAAGAGUCUCCGUGCAGACGUCGUUGAAGGAGCCAAUGUGGCCAUGGACCUGCUGAUGCAGCGCAAGUCGGCCAAUCCUGUCUCCAGCAUCCUUCUGAUCAGUGAUUCCUCCACGUCCGACCCCGAAAGCGUCGAUUUCGUCGUCUCCCGAGCGGAGGCUGCCAAGAUUAGCAUCCACUCCUUCGGUCUCGGAUUGACCCACAAACCGGAUACGAUGAUCGAGCUGUCAACUCGCACGAAAGGCUCAUAUCUUUAUGUCAAGGACUGGAUGAUGCUUCGCGAGUGCGUGGCUGGUUGCUUAGGAUCUCUACAAACGACUUCGCAUCAGAAUGUCAAGCUCAAGCUCCGUCUGCCUGAGGGGUCCCCGGCCAAAUUUGUCAAAAUCAGCGGUGCUCUCCACACCACCAAACGUGCCACCGGACGCGACGCAGAGGCCGCCCUCGGGGAUCUCCGUUUCGGAGACAAGCGUGACAUUCUCGUCCAACUCGUCAUUCCGCCGGAUAAUUCGAGUCAAGAACAGGUGCCUCAGGACGCUUGGGAGAGCCUUGUAUCUGGCCUCGAAGCUCUUGGAGGUGGCUCGGACACCGAUGAUCAGCGCGUGUCAAGUGUGGAGGAGGUCCCACUAAUCCAGGCAGACCUCACAUACGGUGAUCUUCUGAGGGACGGUCAUCUCACGCAUUCCCCUCGGCCUUCGCUGCUGGCCAUUACUAUGCUCCCGCCCAAUCCAAGAGCCAAGCCUGGCCGUCCGGCUAGCCCACCCAUCCCACCUCUUCCGUCCAUUGUCCAGCGACGUAUGGAGCUGUUGACUUCCGACAUGUUGACGAGAGCACUGACUCUUGUUUCGCGCGGACAGCAUGAUCGCGCACAACACCUCUUGAGCGAGACUCGCAGUAUCUUGAAGGGUCUCGGUAAAGGUAGCCUGCCUCCUCUCCCUCCGGGCGCGAAGCCAGCUGCCACCAGUGAUUCUGGUAGUCGCGGUGGAACCCCGACAUCUUCCUCCUUCGAUAGUCACUCAGCAUCGUCGGACACGGCUACUAUCACGCCUGGGGCGGGAGUCGAUGCACAAACAAUAUCCGCCUUGGACGCCGAUCUGCAGGCCGCUUUGGAGUGGAUUAAUCACCCAGCAGUCUUCUCCCGCGACUCUCGCAAGGCGGUGCUGCAGGGCAUCGGCGUGAUCUCCUCGCAGCGUGGCUUCACGUUCCGCUCACCGGCUGAAGCCCACUGGGCGCAGCGCGUAGCGGGAGUUCGACGCUUGACCGAGAGGUCCAAAGAGUGGCGUGAGACCGGAGACGACGCCUUGAUGGAAGAGUAA
This is a messenger RNA of Aspergillus saccharolyticus JOP 1030-1, 3015 nucleotides long. RefSeq names its product vWFA and PH domain-containing RING finger protein. The record is from RefSeq and is a predicted model, not a curated record. Bases 1 to 3015 code for a protein of 1004 amino acids. The transcript has 5 exons. Lineage: Eukaryota; Fungi; Ascomycota; Eurotiomycetes; Eurotiales; Aspergillaceae.